AUGGACAAUUCAAUUAAAGACAAUUACCGUGAAAAACCCAUUGUGUGUUCCGGUAUAAGGGAGCUACGCGUUUUAAAAACGACCAAGUCAGCUUUUAAAGGAUUUGUGGAUGAUGAAUACCGAACUCUUCCGUAUUCCGACGACCGGAUAUUUUCCUCUGUAGUGACAGCUAAUUGGUGGUACAGUUACUUCGAGGGUGUCGACUUCAAUGAUACAUGGGAUAAAGUGAAAGGAGCAGUACUUGAAGGUUUUGCAGGCCCAGCGGACAAAGGUGUCUUCUCUGCAAACGUUGAGAACACGCUGUACAUGACAGCUAAAUUAAUUCUGUCCAGAGUUCCGCAGAUACAUCAAAUGGAGAUAAAUUUCCCGAACAAGCAUUACUUUGAAAUUGACUAUACGAAAUUCCCCAAAAUAAGUUUUGAAGGCUGUUUUAACAGGGUAUAUACGGCAUUAGACAACCCAUCUGGAAAUAUACGUGCUGUGGUGAAGAGGAGUAAUAUGUCAAAGCUCUAAAAGGUGGAAAUGUACACGACGAAAAUAUUUCUUUUCUUUCCACAUUUUCAAGAAGUAUGUGUAUC
Ruditapes philippinarum (Manila clam) is the source of this 578-nucleotide messenger RNA. RefSeq names its product uricase-like. The coding region runs from base 1 to 513 and encodes 170 amino acids. The transcript has 5 exons. The record is from RefSeq and is a predicted model, not a curated record. Gene Ontology annotation, cellular component: peroxisome. NCBI's taxonomy places the organism in Eukaryota, Metazoa, Mollusca, Bivalvia, Venerida, Veneridae. Gene Ontology annotation, biological process: purine nucleobase catabolic process; urate catabolic process. Gene Ontology annotation, molecular function: urate oxidase activity.